Molecule: messenger RNA, 309 nt
Organism: Cryptomeria japonica (Japanese cedar)
Lineage: Eukaryota; Viridiplantae; Streptophyta; Pinopsida; Cupressales; Cupressaceae
Product: calmodulin-like protein 7
Exons: 1
Coding region: 1-309 (102 amino acids)
Molecular function (GO): calcium ion binding
Source: RefSeq, a predicted model, not a curated record
AUGGCACUUUCAUCUGUUCCCCAUGAAACUCGUAGAAUGUUUGAUACCUUGGACAAAAAUGGCGACGGGAAGCUCAGUCUGCAUGAAAUCACUUGCUUCCUCAAUAAGCUUGGAAUACAUCUAACAGAGGAAGAAUUAAAGUGUAUGGUGAUGGUUGUUUCUCACAGCGAAGAUAGUAGCAUAACAUUUGAUGAAUUUGUUGAGCUUUACCAAUCUGUUCUGGAUGAGAGCAGUUCCAGUACCAGUACCGGUAGUAAUGAAGGAAGCCAGGAUUUAUCAUUGAUGAAGGCAUUCAAAGUUUACGAGUGA